This is a messenger RNA of Gongylonema pulchrum, 294 nucleotides long. Lineage: Eukaryota; Metazoa; Nematoda; Chromadorea; Rhabditida; Gongylonematidae. The record is from the annotation of a GenBank genome assembly.
AUGCUGUUUUCAGGAGCAGGUGAAUGUGGCAAAAGUACCGUGCUCAAGCAAAUGAGGUUGUUGCAUACACAUGGAUUUACUGAUGAAGAAGUGAUGCAGCAAAAAUCAGUGGUAUACAAUAAUACAGCAGAUGCGCGCAUCGUUAUGGAUGUUAUCAAAGCGGGUACCGAAUCAGAGCCUUUAACACCCGAGCUAACUAUUGCGCUGAAAAAUUUAUGGGCUGAUCGUGGUGUCCGGAAGGAUGCUUACGAACGAGGGAACGAGUUCCAAAUGCCGGAAUCUACCAUUCAGUAA